Molecule: messenger RNA, 750 nt
Organism: Acanthaster planci (crown-of-thorns starfish)
Lineage: Eukaryota; Metazoa; Echinodermata; Asteroidea; Valvatida; Acanthasteridae
Product: sulfotransferase 1E1-like
Source: RefSeq, a predicted model, not a curated record
CAACAAGAGAUUCACUGGGUUUCGAGUGCCGUUCCUAGAGAUGAACCACCUAAGAGCCUCCAGCAGGUUAAAGGUGCCCCAGACACCUACAAGAUCGUUGAGAAUAUUCCGUCGCCUCGGGUCAUCAAGUCCCAUCUUCCACCUCAGUUUCUGCCUCCCCAGCUCUGGGAGAAGAAAGCAAAGAUUGUCUACGUCAUCCGUAACCCCAAGGACGUGGUUGUGUCCUACUUCUUCUUCAUAAAAAUGAUUAAUCCUCAGAAAGUGGACCAAGCAUUUAGCGAGUUUUUCAAGGAAAUGAUGGAUGGAAGAGGUACUUCGACAAAAUCAUUAACAAGGCUGUCAACUGUCAAGGGUCGCUCGUUACCUUAUGGUCCUUGGUGGGACCACUACUUGUUCUUCUGGAAGAAGAGACACGAACCGAAUGCCCUGUUGGUGAGAUUUGAGGAAUUGAAGAGGAAUGUUGAGAAGAUCAGCAACUUCCUGGGUAAGCACUUGUCGGCUGAGACGCUGGAUGCCAUCACGGAGCACUGCACGUUCGCUAACAUGAAGAAAAACCCCAUGUCGAGUCCUGACAUCUUUUUUGGUCCCCCAAAAUCGGCCACCAACAGUGGUGCUGACAGCGCAACCUCCUUCAUGAGAAAAGGGAAGGUUGGCGAUUGGAAGUUCCACUUCACUGUGGCCCAGAGCGAGGCGAUGGACGCCUUCAUUCGGAACAAGUUCCAGGGGACAGGAAUGACCUUUGACCACUAG